GAUAUAUCGCUGUCACGUAACCUCGUAAUCAUCUUUAACACAAGCCCGAUCGUCCUUAUCUGCCAGCAAACCGAUAGGUUCAUGAGUUUUACACGUGCCCACAAGCCAAAGUUGUGAUCAUCUCUUUUGAUUCUCAUCUCUGCUUCUCUUGGAUUCUCAGGCUCGGCAUAACUUCUUGGUGACUUCCAUGGCUUCAUCCGUCUCUGAUCAGUCCGUACAGCCUCAAGAUGUUUGUGUUGUGGGAGUGGCGAGAACGCCUAUGGGAGACUUCCUAGGCUCUCUCUCUUCUAUAACUGCCCCAAGACUCGGCUCCAUAGCCAUUGAAGCCGCACUUAAGAGUGCAAACGUUGAACCGGCUCUUGUGGAAGAGGUUUUCUUUGGUAAUGUCUUAACCGCAAAUCUUGGGCAAGCGCCAGCAAGACAGGCUGCACUUGGUGCUGGGAUUCCCUAUUCAGUGAUCUGCACCACUGUCAACAAAGUCUGUGCUGCUGGAAUGAAAGCUGUAAUGUUAGCGGCUCAAAGUAUCCAGCUCGGUUUGAAUGAUGUUGUUGUGGCUGGUGGGAUGGAGAGCAUGUCAAACGUCCCAAAGUACCUCCCAAACGCAAGAAGGGGUUCACGAUUAGGACAUGAUACUGUUGUUGACGGUAUGACGAAAGAUGGACUUUGGGAUGUGUACAAUGACUUUGGAAUGGGAGUUUGUGGAGAAAUAUGCGCUGACCAGUACCGUAUUACAAGAGAAGAACAGGAUGCUUAUGCUAUACAGAGCUUUGAGCGUGGUAUUGCUGCACAAAACGCUCGGUUGUUCUCUUGGGAAAUUGUUCCGGUUGAGGUUUCUUCUGGAAGAGGGAAGCCAUCUGUUGUUAUUGACAAGGAUGAUGGACUUGGGAAGUUUGAUGCUGCCAAGUUAAAGAAGCUUAGACCAAGCUUCAAGGAGGAUGGGGGAUCAGUCACUGCUGGCAAUGCAUCAAGUAUAAGUGAUGGUGCGGCAGCGUUAGUGCUAGUUAGUGGAAAGAAGGCUCUUGAGCUUGGACUGCAUGUUAUAGCUAAGAUUAGAGGAUACGCUGAUGCUGCUCAGGCACCUGAGUUGUUCACAACCACGCCGGCACUUGCUAUUCCUAAAGCUAUAAUGCGUGCUGGUUUAGAUGCAUCUCAAGUUGAUUACUAUGAAAUUAACGAAGCUUUCUCUGUUGUAGCUCUGGCCAAUCAGAAACUGCUGGGAUUAGAUCCUGCACGGUUGAAUGCACAUGGCGGGGCUGUUGCAUUGGGACAUCCACUGGGAUGCAGUGGUGCUCGUAUUUUAGUCACGUUACUGGGUGUAUUGAAAGCAAAGAAGGGAAAGUAUGGAGUGGCAUCAAUAUGCAACGGAGGAGGAGGAGCAUCAGCACUUGUUCUCGAGUUCAUGUAAGCUUCCCUCUUUUAACUCUGGUCGGAGAAGACAAUAGGGUAUUCAUCACUCUGAAGCUUGUUAUAGAACGCAAAAUCAUGUGUACAUUGUUUAAGUUUGUGUGUCAUGAGAGGCAAUAAAAGUGUGUUAGAAAUCAAACUAAUAUUGAUACAUAUACACUGAAGUGAAUUUGUAAUGCCAGUGAUGUUUAAGUCUA
Brassica napus (rape) is the source of this 1601-nucleotide messenger RNA. RefSeq names its product probable acetyl-CoA acetyltransferase, cytosolic 2. The transcript has 13 exons. The record is from RefSeq and is a predicted model, not a curated record. Bases 188 to 1405 code for a protein of 405 amino acids. Gene Ontology annotation, biological process: fatty acid beta-oxidation. Lineage: Eukaryota; Viridiplantae; Streptophyta; Magnoliopsida; Brassicales; Brassicaceae. Gene Ontology annotation, molecular function: acetyl-CoA C-acetyltransferase activity.